AUGCAGGCGCGGCUGCCAGAGGUGUUCGUGCCCUACGCGGAGCGCCUGUUCGUGCGGUUCCCGGAGGUGCUCGUGUCCCUCGGCUCCCCAGACCUGGAAGAGAAUUUCGACCUCCCGCCCGUGCCCGGGGCCUCCGUCCGCCUCGAGGAGACUGGAAGCUACAAGCUCUUGCAGAUCAGGCUGGUGCGCAGGAGUAGCGCGGCCGUAUCUGGCAGGAGGCAGCGGCCGCGAGCCGCCCUGGAGAGGAGGCAGGGCCGCGCGGAGAAGCCGGAGCCGAGCUUGAGCCCCUUCUCCAGGUCGCGCGUGCUCGCCGGCCGCCAAGACGGAGGGGCCGCCGCCGCGCGCGAGAGGCGGCUGGGCUCGGAGAUCGAGUGCUGCCCAGCGCCGCAGCCGCCGGCUGCGCCGCCGCCCGCGCCGCUGCCCGGGCCGCCGCCCGGGCCGGCCGAGUCGAAGGCCCGCGUGGUGGACGGCGCGGGCGGGCUCACCGUGUCGAAGGCGCUGGGCCGCGCGGCCCUGGGCCAGCAGCCCGGCCGCGGGGACAUGUUGGACCCCGGCAGCCCCCGCCUCGCGCGGAGCGGCAGCCACGGGCAGUGGUGCGGCUCGGCCAGCGCGCCCCAGGGAGAGCCGCCGGAGCGCCGCCGCCCCUCCGCCGGAUCGCUGCCAGGCCGCCCGGCAGAGGCGGAGGCGGAGCAGGCCGCGCGGCAGCCGCCGGAGGCCGUCCCGGAGGACUCCCCAGGGGAGCCGCCGCAGGCGCCGCCGGAGGGGCCGCCGCCGCGCGAGCCGCCCAGGGCCGCUGGGGAGCUGGGGGAGGACGGAGAGGGCGCCAAGCCGCUCGCCAAGGCUAGAGCUCGGGAGGCCCUCGCGUCGCAGGCCAGGACUGGCCGCCAGCGCCUGCUGUCGGCCGCCUCGGAGGUGCUGUCGCCCGUGCUGGAGCAGGACGACGGUGCCGGGCGCAGCGCGUGCAGCCAGCCCAGCGGCGUGUCGGACGACGCGCGCAGCGCGGAGCAGCCGCAGCAGCAGGGCGACAGCCAGGCCGAGCUGCUCUGGCUGCCCCACGGCGUGGUGUCUGGCAGGCAGUCGGCGGGCUCCGUGGCGACGCAAACCUGCCCGACGACCCCCUCCGACAACUCCUCGGAUGUAGGCGAGGUGCACGGACCCGGACAGCCGCGCGGGCGAGGGCUCGAUCUCUCCGAGGGUGCGCACCGCCUCACUCCGAAGAGCGACAAGAUGUUCCGUCGCCCCACGCUCGACUUCGCCCAGGACUGGCGGCGCCUCAGCUCCGACGCCCAGCGGCCGAGCGGCUCCGGCGGCAGGGCGGGCCCGCAAAUGAGAGCCCCAGCCGUUAUCGUGUGCAAACAGACCUGGGACAUACCCAAGCACCUGCUCCAGCCGCUGCCCGCGGCGUUCCCUCACGAGCGCGCCGUUAUCUUCAUGGAUUGGGACGACACCCUGUGCCCGACGAACGCCAUCCGGCAGGUCCUGAAGAGCCACAUGCUGGAGGAGUGGGACUGGGCGACCCCCAUCGACGGGUCCUUCGACUUCGACUGGAAGGACCAGGUGCCGCCGUGGUUCUCGCAGCGGAUCCCCGACGUCCCCGACCUGCAGGAGGCCAUCUCGCAGCUGCAGAGCGCCGUCGCCGAGACGAUCCGGGUCGCGCAGACCCUCGGGGUGGUCUGCAUCGUCACGAACGCGGUCGACGGGUGGGUCCCCAAGACGAUCCAGAAGUGGAUGCCCAUGGUCAAGCCCGUCGUCGUGGGCCACGGCGCUCAGCCCCCCAUCUGCGUGCUCUACGGGCAGAAGAUGUACAGGAAGCCGGCCCCGGGGUCGGCGGCCGAGGCGCUGGAGUGGGUGGACGGCCUGGGCGAGCUCACGUGGUGGAAGCGGGACGCCAUGCUGCACGCCCUCGAGUGCCUCGACGACCUGUACAGGGUCAACAGCACGCGAGCGGAGUCGCCGGCGAGCUGGGGCAGCCCGCCGGCCGCCGCCGCCGGCGGGCUCCCCGCGGCGCCCGCGAGCGCCGGCGGGCCGCCCACGGGCGCGGCGUCGUCGGGCCGCGGGCGCUCCAGGCCUCGGGCGCCCGCGCCCGCGGUGUCCUGGACCGCCGACGCCGCGGCCGGCCGCGUGGCGAGCAUCAUAUCCAUCGGCGACAGCGAAGCGGAGAUGCAGGCCGGGCUGCUGGCCAUGCACACGCUGGGGAGCCAGCUGGGCAGGAAGCCGCGGUCGCUCAGCGCGCCCUCGCGGGACGCCCAGGGCGAGGGGCACGAGCAGCGCGCGCCGUGGGUCAAGAACGUGAAGCUGAAGGAGAUGCCCUCCGUGAAGGACAUGGUCGACCAGCUCCGAGGCCUGGCGCGCCUGCUCCCCCAGAUCGUCGGCGCGAGGGCCCACCUGAGGCUGGAGCCCGAGGACCUGCGGCGCGCAGACCUGCCGCCGGACCUGCCGGGCGCCCUGCCGCCCUCGCUGCUGCGGGCCCUGCGCACCCAGACGGUGUAG
Molecule: messenger RNA, 2490 nt
Organism: Prorocentrum cordatum
Lineage: Eukaryota; Dinophyceae; Prorocentrales; Prorocentraceae
Source: the annotation of a GenBank genome assembly